Molecule: messenger RNA, 1566 nt
Organism: Rana temporaria (common frog)
Lineage: Eukaryota; Metazoa; Chordata; Amphibia; Anura; Ranidae
Gene: HMBS
Product: hydroxymethylbilane synthase
Exons: 14
Coding region: 184-1239 (351 amino acids)
Biological process (GO): heme biosynthetic process
Cellular component (GO): cytoplasm
Molecular function (GO): hydroxymethylbilane synthase activity
Source: RefSeq, a predicted model, not a curated record
UCGAAAUCUCCUUACACACAUUCCAGCACGUCGCCCUCACUGUACGGCACAUUUGUGUCCAAUAAAGUUUUGUUUGAAAAAAAAAAAAGCAAACCGGAGUCACAUUGGUUCCCUGCGAGUGACGUGCCCGGCCGAGGUGGGCUCUGUGCAGAGGGCAGUGACAGCGACGGGAGCGGAGAGGACAUGGAUGGUCUUGGACAGAGGGGAGAUGUCAUCAGAGUCGGUACAAGGAAAAGCCAGCUAGCACGCAUCCAGACUGACAGCGUGGUGGAAAUGCUGAGUCAGAAGUUUUCGAAUGUUCAAUUUGAUAUUGUUGCAAUGUCCACAACAGGGGAUAAAAUUCUGGAUACUGCUUUAUCAAAGAUAGGAGAGAAGAGCCUCUUUACAAAGGAGCUGGAGAAUGCACUGGAGAGAAACGAGGUUGACCUAGUGGUUCAUUCACUAAAGGAUUUACCAACAACAUUACCUGCUGGUUUCACUGUUGGAGCCAUAUGCAAGCGUGAGAGUCCAUUUGAUGCAGUUGUGUUCCAUCCUAAACUUGCUGGGAAUAAGUUAGAAACUUUGUCUGAAAACAGUAUAAUUGGAACUAGUUCUCUUCGAAGAGCGGCUCAGUUAAAGAAAUUGUACCCUCAUUUAGAAUUCAAAGAUAUUCGAGGUAACUUAAAUACACGCUUGAAAAAACUUGACGAACAUGAAAAUUUCAGUGCCAUUGUUCUAGCAGCUGCUGGAUUGUGCCGCAUGGGCUGGCAAAGCCGUAUUGGCCAGAUCCUUUCCCCUGAAGAGUGCCUCUAUGCAGUGGGUCAGGGAGCUUUGGCUGUGGAGGUUAGAGCCAAAGACCAGAAUAUCUUGAACAUGGUGUCUGCCCUUCAGGAUCCUCAGACUGUUUUACGCUGUAUAGCUGAAAGAUCUUUCAUGAGACGACUGGAGGGCGGUUGCAGUGUGCCUGUAGCUGUAUGUACAGUUCUACAAGACUCCCAGCUGUAUUUAACUGGAGCGGUCUACAGCCUUGAUGGUUCAGAAUGCCUUAAAGAGACGAUGCAGACAUGUGUUGUUUUCCCAAAUGAGGAAGGCGAAUGUCCAGAUGAUGAUGUCCAACAUGUGGGUAUCACAGCACUUGGAGUAUCUCAUAAAGCUCUGAAAGCUGCUGAAAAUUUAGGAGCAGAUCUAGCGAACCUGUUACUAAGCAAAGGGGCCAAAGAGAUCCUAACUGUGGCCAGGCAGCUAAAUGAUGCCAGAUAAUAGCAUAUCACUACAGUUCAAGAAUAUAUGCCUCUUCAAUUUUGGGACAUGGACAUCCUUAAAAGACAUUGUCUGCUCUGUUCUUCUCCAUCCUAAUUUUUUGGCAUGCAACACUGCUUUGAGAAUGAUAAGGCUUUGGGCUGGUAUCCGUAGACUUCAUCUAGAACUGGAUUACUAUUAGGCCCCUUUGGAAUUCUCCAGACAGCGAUACCAGAGCAGUAGCUGAGGUUUUUGAGGUGUCAAGAUUGUCUCAAGGCAAAAAAUAUUUUUGUUCACUGUAGAAAUAUCUAAUUUAAUUAUUUUGAUAAAGAAGAAUGUUUUGGUCGA